AUGGCGUCGCGAGAAAUGAGUCUCGCACUUGCGCCUGGCACUCCGGGCGGUCGUCUCGGUUGCCGGCGCCUGGCACACCGGGCGCUCGCCCUGCAGCCGCGAGGCGGCCGUCGGGUAGGCGGCAGGUGCCUGCCCGGCUUUGACCCAGAGAGCCCACCUCCGGAGGUCGAGGCCAAGGAGCAAAAGAGGCCUCCCGAGCAAGUUCUGAAGCUCGAGGCACGUCAGCAGGCGCGGAAAGAGGAGCUCAAGCGGAAGGCCCAGAAGAAGCAGAAGAAAGAGAAGAAGGAGAAGAAGGCGAAAAAGAAGAGCAGCUCGGGCUCCGAGAGUUCCGACUCCUCGGAGUCCUCGAGUUCCUCGAGCUCCAAGAAGAAGCGAAAGCAGAAGGAGAAGAAAGCCAAGAAAGCCAAGAAGAAGGACAAGAAAUCGAAGAAGGACAAGAAGUCAAAGUGA
Molecule: messenger RNA, 450 nt
Organism: Symbiodinium sp. CCMP2592
Lineage: Eukaryota; Dinophyceae; Suessiales; Symbiodiniaceae
Source: the annotation of a GenBank genome assembly